AAGUGCAUAUAAGCCGUUCCCGUACUGCGUCAUACUAAACUGUGUCGAUUUUUCAGCACGCCUCCGUGGCGUUAUGUUGAAAGCAUCUCAGGCGAUCGUGAUAGACGAAAAUUUCGGGCCGAAAGCUAGAGAAGAAACACCUAGUAUGCCUGCUUUAGAAGCAACCAAUAUAGGGUCUACAGAGCGCCACUGCAUACGUCUGGGUGCCGUGCCUCUGCAGUGCUCCGAUGUGCCCCAUGCCGCCAACGUGUCAUUCGUGACAGGAGGCAGCGGUGUGGGGACUUCGAAAGAGCCCCCUGUCAAUGUCAAGUUUACCAAUGUCGAUUUCUGCACUGCUAACCUGACAUCUCUAACACAGAGUGCCUCGAACCUGUGUUUUCUUAUCCAUGUUGCGGAGAACGUCGUCGUGAAGUGGGAGACGAUCUUCGUGGACGGACGACUCUAUGUCGAGAUCCCUAACAGCAUUCUGCCGGAUGGAUCCAAAGAGAGCCUUGUUACUCUUCUGGAGUACGCUGAAGAGGUCCUAGACUGCAACCAUGUGAUUCUGGUUUUCAAGAAGAACCGGAAUGACAGGGCAAGUCUUAUUCGGACCUUCAUGUUUCUUGGGUUCCAAGUGGUCUGUCCGGGCAAUCCUAUAGUUCCCAUGGUGGAGGAUUUGAUGUUUCUGGCGUACACCAUCGAGCCAGAUUCUGAUGACGAUGACUGAUGUUCUUGUAACUUUACACCCCGUUUUGUAUCAUCUUUGAACGGGGUGUAAUUAUAUUCAAUUUUUGAUGUGAAAAUGUUACGAUCAUUACAUUGAAUUCUGACUAAAAGAAAACUUACUUAUAAGUAUAGAUCAUUAAUAAAAAACUUUGUUUCUUAAAUGGUUGUCCUCAUAUGAUUUUUGGAUUUAAUUAAGUUUUAAUGAGAAUUAGAAGCCAGGGCUUGGAUUACGACAAAGAAAUGUUUCAUGGACAUGAAAACACAUGUUUGUUGUAUCUUUUUGUGUGUACUUUAAUACCGAGUUGCUUCACUAAACGUUAUAUUUUGGGGAGGUACGGAAAAUUGAAAUUUUACAAAGAUCAUAAUAAUAAACACUAACAGAAAGUUUAAAUAUAUUUUGGGUAGGGAGGGUAUAUUCUGGGAUUAAGAGAUUCUUUGGUUCGGGUAGUUUUUUGAGGCUAAACUCAGUUUCGAUGUCAGUGUGGUAUAUAAUAUAGUUUGCAUUGGUAAAUUUAACAUAUAUGAUAACUCUUGACAGACCCUUCACAAUUGUAUAUAUGACCAAUCACAGUCAAGUAACGCAUUAAUUCAGGUUUGUACAUGUCUCUGUUAUAGUUGCACUAAUAAAAAUACCGAAUUUAUCGGUCGAUUACACACUAGGACAAGUAAAACGCGGGGAACAUUUUAUUCCCUCAACAUAAGGCCACUCUCAUAACAUUAUGCAAUAAGAAUGAUUGGUAAAAUAAUUUUUCACAAUCUCUUUUAAAAAAGUCAAGUUUGCGUAAUAAUACUCAUCUGUUAGUAUAAAAUUACUUUAAAUUAUUAUGAAAUAUUGCGAUCUCUUCAAAUUAGGGGCCAUUUUCAUUUUUUAAUAUUAAUUAUUUUCCAUAUUGUAUUUAAUUGUAUUUAAUGCUGGUCAUAAUAAGAAAAAUUUAUGUGAUAAUGUGUAUAUUUGUGGACAAUGUACCCAGAUGAUUUACUAACAUCUUAACAUGUCAUGCUCACAUGUAACUUGGAGACUUGUACAAAAUUUGAGAACUGAAUCUUGUAGACUGGUAAGACUUUUUUUAAAUAAUGAAAAAGAUUCCAUAAAAUCCAAUUUAAAUAAUAUAUCUUUGGACCGAAGUUGAACGUGAAAUUUGAGAUCUAUUUAAAAUUGAUAAAGCUCUAAUUCAGUUUGUAUACAUUUGAAAAACUGUAAGUGUACUUAAACCACCGUAUCAAGGCUAACUUGAAUGUCCCAGAUUUACAAGAUUUGAUCAUGUUGUUAUCUAAAGUUUGUUGAUCAUAAUGAGAUAAGUGCUUCACAUUACACAGUAAGAAGGUUAAAACAUGUCUGAUCAAGGUGUUUUAAUCAUUUUGUCUGCACAUUUCAGAAUAGAUAAUAACUUUAAAUAAAUUUACAAAAAUCAUUAUUUACAUCACCCGUUGAACUUCAAACCGGAAUUUUGUGCCAAACAGCUCAAAUGCACAUAUGUAAUCUGCUCUUGAAUUUUUUUCUUUUCUUAAAUCAUUACAACAAUGCUUGUAUCAAUAUGUGUCUUGAGAGAUUUUUGUGCUUACUUUUGUAAAUCAGUUCAUUAAUAUGGAUUAUAUCAAGCAUAUAAAUUCACAUAUAUAUUGAAAAUAAAUUGUGAAGCACUUGUUACAUAUUAAAUACUAGAAUCAACAUUCUUAUAAACACAACCACUGUGAUAAAAAACUUCAAAGAAAAUAAGUUAAAAAAUAGAAAAAAAUAAAAAGUAAAAAAAAAAUUGUUUUUAAAGAAGGCAUAGUAUGUGUUUAUUUUGUUUUUAUUUGUUUUAACUUUCCUUCCCAUCCUUUCCUUUAUAUUGUAGAAAAAAUCACUUAUGUCAUGUUUUUUCUCAUCAAUAACCGUUUUAAUACACUUCAUGCGCAUUGACAUCUGCAUAUGUAAAAUUAAUAAACAUUGCCUAUCGUUUGUAUAGCACUUAAAUCUGUAUAGCACUUUAAUUCGUCUUUAAAAAUGCUAUUAAAAUGUUCAGACUUAUAAUUAACUUGUAGGAAGGAAGCGCAAUAGAUUUUUAAUGUAUGGAUGGAAUAACAAAAUUGGGCAAUACUUACAUUUGUUUCUUUAUUUUGGUGAAUAAAACUAUGCCAUAUUCA
Mya arenaria is the source of this 2832-nucleotide messenger RNA. RefSeq names its product ornithine decarboxylase antizyme 1-like. The record is from RefSeq and is a predicted model, not a curated record. Gene Ontology annotation, cellular component: cytoplasm; nucleus. NCBI's taxonomy places the organism in Eukaryota, Metazoa, Mollusca, Bivalvia, Myida, Myidae. Gene Ontology annotation, biological process: positive regulation of protein catabolic process. Gene Ontology annotation, molecular function: ornithine decarboxylase inhibitor activity.